Monodelphis domestica (gray short-tailed opossum) is the source of this 1263-nucleotide messenger RNA. Its product is annotated as osteoclast-associated immunoglobulin-like receptor. NCBI's taxonomy places the organism in Eukaryota, Metazoa, Chordata, Mammalia, Didelphimorphia, Didelphidae. Gene Ontology annotation, biological process: immune response-regulating signaling pathway. The record is from RefSeq and is a predicted model, not a curated record. Gene Ontology annotation, cellular component: plasma membrane.
GGUCCUGUCGGUGCCUAUCCUUCUACCCUUCAGCCAUUUCCAGCUAUGGAACAUGAUCCUGGUCUCCUCUCUUCUGCUACUGAGCCUCUGGCGUUUGGGUCACACGGCUGGCACACCACCUGGAAAAGAUUUUUACCCCAAACCCACUCUCAGUGCUAAACCUGGGCCUGUAUUGGCCCCAGGGGGAAACUUAACUUUGUGGUGCCAAGUGCCAGUUCCAGCCACAAGAUUCAUCUUGAACAAAGUGGGAGAGGUCCAACCAGUCCAGAUUCAGGAAUCCUCGGAGUUUGGAGCUGAGUUCCUCUUUGAAAGGGUGACCCCCAGUCAUGGAGGCAGCUAUAGCUGCUGCUACCAGACUUCUUAUAACGAAUGGUCUCAGCCAAGUGACUCUGUGGAAGUGUGGGUGACAGACAUGUUACCAAAGCCCUGGCUCAUAGCAAUGCCAGGUCCCAUGGUGGUACCAGGCACCAAUGUGAGUCUGCGCUGCCAUGGCCCACUAGGGGGGAUGAGCUUUGCUCUUUAUCGUGUGGGCUUCCCAGGGCCCCUACAGUACCUCAGUUCCGCCCAGCCUUGGGCUGACUUUUCCCUUCAGGACUUCAUGGCUCCUGGAACCUACAGCUGUUACUACCAUACACCUUUUGCUCCAUACAUCUUGUCUAAGAGGAGUGACCCUUUGAUCAUCAGCUGGUCAGGUUCCACUCCCCAGGAUUAUACUACAGGCAACCUCAUUCGAAUGGGCCUGGCUGGACUGGUUCUCCUCACCCUGGGGACACUGGUGUUUCUAGACUGGAACAGAGGAAGGGGCUGCCAAGACUGAACCUAGAGAUCCCCUUGAGCAACAGAGUUAAAGUAAAGACACUGGGUCUUGAGAUGUGGAACGGGGUGACAUGACCUGGAGAUAUGAGGGUUCUUUGGAGAAGGAUGAAAAGGUAUUGUGGGAAAGCUUGAUGGGUUUAACUUGUAUUAUUGGGACUAGAAGCUAAAGUAAUGGAAUGGAAUGGAAUGGGCCUCUGCUGUUGGACUUAGAGGUUGUGAUAAAGGAUGGAAAAAUUUGCAAACUUUUCCAUCCUUUAUCAUAAGGUGUGAUAAGUUCCUGACAGUCACAUGCUACAUUAUUACAAUUAAACAUCCACAUUUAUGUCCAUAUUGUAUUUUGAAUAUUCAAAGUUAUCUAUGUAUUUAUAUAUCUACUUUUUGUACAUUCUAUGAUCUAGUAAUUUUCUUUCUGCAAGCAGAGGUUUAAAAGCAUGAUAUAUGUGUAUA